CUGUAGUUAAGCUUGUGAAUCUCUUUACCAAUUGCCCAGUCUGGUUCCUGUCCCCACUUCUCCAUUUCUUUUACCGGGUAGAAGACAUCCUGUCAAAGAGGGGGGGGGGGGGGCAAAAAGAUUUGAGGUGCACUCUCUUUGAGAGGGGAAGAGGGCAACAAGGUGGGUUUUUCUCUUCUUAACUUCCUUUAGCUUUGGUUUUGUCAGCCCAGUGGAAUUUUCAUUGGCCCCUCCACAUUAACAGGAUACAGCGUGUCUCCUACUGGGAUCAUCAACACGCUUUGGAGAUACUGGAAACAUGGCACAGGUUCCGAAAAAAACAUCAACUAUGUCCCUAACUAUAUCAUCAUGUUCCCGUGAAACAUCCUCCUCCUCUUCAUCAUCAUCUUCCUCUACAGUGCUUCAGCAGAGGCACUCCACUUUAGUACAGCCUCUCUGCAUUAGUCCUCAAAUGGUUCAGAACACAAAUCAGGGUUCAGGAAGUUCUGGAGUUCCUCCAACAUAUGUCAAGCGUCUCCAUGACGUGAGCACCGUGAAGGGACAGCUGGUGGUUCUGGAGUGCAGGAUCAGAGGAACUCCUCCACUGCAGAUCUCCUGGUUCAGAGAGAAUGAGCAAAUCCUUGAUUCGGCAGACUUCCGUAUUCUUAGAAAGAAGGCAAGUUCAGCUUCUGUUCCUGAGGAAUUGUGCACCCUAGUGAUCACAGAGGCUUAUCCAGAAGAUUCUGGAAUAUUUAAAUGCACAGCAUCAAAUCAGUUUGGAACAGCAACAUGCAGUGCCAUGCUUGAAGUAUACACAGACCUAGAGGAGGUUUUGGCAGAUGAGGAUGAGCCUUCCUCUAUAAGCUCAGCUGGACUGGAGCAAGAUGACCAUCCCUUGUUACUACAAGACACACUAAUUCCUCCUCCAGAAUGGCCUGACAGUUCUGAGGAAGAGACUGCCAUCCCUGCAGCACGGCUGCCGGAGUCUGGCAUCAAAAAGGUUAAGUCUCUUGCGGACACAGAGAGCAAACAGAGUUCUGCCAGUCAGGUGACUGAAGCUACACAGCUCUCCUCAAUGAUCAAACUUGAUCCUCCACCGAAGGGGGUUAAAAACAGUGUUCCACAUCCAUUCCUUCCCACCAGCAAGCUGAGUAAACCAGUGGAGCCCAGAGCCAGUGCCAUGAAUGUGGCUGACUUGCCCACCUUCUCGCCAUCACUUUACCCCCCCAGCGCCUUCAAUUAUGAGCGUCCUCGUCACUUCAUUCAGUCCCUGCCCAGUUUCCACACACCCGACAAUGAGACCAGCAAGCCGAACAAUCUUAGCUGCUCAGCUUCAACCGCUGCGCCGUUAGUGAGCCCUCCUCAGCCUGCAGCCACUCACACAUCAAUGUGCUCCAGCAUGACUUUGAUUCCUAAAGCACGGGCUGCUCCAAACAGUGAGAAUAUGUCACCAGCAGCUUUCCUAUCAUCUGUCCUGCCUUCACUGCCGAGCUCCCAGGCAAAAUGCAUUUCCAUACCUCAAUCGCCCUCUCCUAGGCUCUCCCCUAGGUCACACAGCCCAUCGCCAAAGGCCCAAGAACAACCUGUGUCUCCUCCAGUCAGUCGAUCACUGAAUCAUGCUCCUUCAACUGUCCUUUCCCGGAUUUCUCCAGAUUCCCUGAAAACUCCUGUUCCACCUCUACAGCCCCCACCUGUGUCUCAGAUUACCUACACACCCAACACUUUGCCAAAGCCAAUCUUGAAGAAGACUGUUUCCCGUCCAGUGUCUCGUGCCACAGAUGAAGACAUUCAGGGUUCAAAAGAUGCUCUUAUUCAAGACCUUGAAAAGAAACUACGAAACAAAGUUCCUCAACAAAGGAACAGUCAGCAGAAGAUGUCUUAUGAGGAGCGGAUGGCUAGAAGAUUGUUGGGUGCAGAUAAUGCUGCCUCAGUAUUUGAUCUUGAAAACCCUUUCAGUUCACAGCCUGCACAGCCAGGCUCUCCAGAAGAUCGUCACCCUGGAGGAAUAUGGUUCAGAAAAAAUCGUCCUGGAGGGGACAGUACCGAGGCUUCGACCAUCCAAGAGAAGUGUUUUGCUCCUCGUUUUAUACAAGUGCCGCAAGACCUAACGGUUGAAGAGGGACGUUUCUGCAGGAUUGAUUUUAAGGUUGUAGGUUUGCCAACCCCAGAUAUUUCUUGGUAUCUGGAUGGGAAACCCAUCCGACCUGAUGAUUACCAUAAGAUGCUGGUGUGUGAGAAAAGUGUUCACUCUUUCAUUAUUGAGAUAGUUACCAUUCAUCAUGCAGGUGUAUAUGAAUGUGUAGCAAAGAACCGUGCUGGAGAGAGCCACUUCUCCCUGCACUUGGAUGUGAUUGCUCAGGAACAGUUGUGUCCUCCCACAUUUGUGGUGAAGAUGAGGAACUCUCGAGCUCUGGAGGGAGACAGCAUCAGGUUAGAGUGUAAGGUGACUGCGUCUCCAACCCCUCAGCUGUACUGGAAGAAAGACAAGGAAAUGUUGCGGAUUGACCCUAUGAGAAUGAGUCUUUCUCAGGACAAUUCAGGAAAGCAGUGCCUGAUCAUCGAUCCAGUGAUGAAGUCUGACGCAGGCUGGUAUACUGUUUCUGCCAUUAAUGAAGCAGGCAUGUCUACAUGCAAUGCCAGGCUAGAUGUGGCCACUCGAAUGAACAAGACUACCCCUCCUGCCAGGUCGAUGAAAGGCCUUCCCAUCUUAAGCCAGUUUUCCACAUUAAGCACCGAGCCUCGUCCUCGCCACACUGCCCCCCUAUACGAGAGUGAAGAACUGUAGACACUCAUCAGACUCAUGCACCUGGUCAUCUGGAGACUGGCAUUAUUCAGUAGUGAUGUAGUAUAUUUCUCUGUAAAUGAGCCAGUUAAAUAGUGUUUUUGCUCGUUUUAUUGGUCAAAUUCGCUUUAGUCAAGGAAUGAUUAGAAAUGAGUUUACUAUUACAGUGGAAUCAAUAGCCUCACCCUGGCACAUGAUUUUACUGUUACACUAGGUUCAAACGGUUUGCUUGGUUGGAAAUGGGUGCCCAGUCUCAUGUAAAGCUACAUAUUUAUGAACCCCUAUACAAGGAAACAUGUAUCUUAUUUUUUUGUUUGUUUAUUCAGUUUUACAAGAAUUAGAAUAAUGCCUUGACUGUUUUAUGCAACAGCUGUAAUGUGUGUUGAUGAUGAUGUAAUGUCUGUCAGCUAUGGAAGCAGAAUAUGUGUGCAAGCGUCGUCAUGAUACACUCUGACAUACACUAUGAUGUUAUAUGUUUUGAAAAGGAUAUUUGUUGGAAUUUUUGCUACUAGAACAAAGGAUUUGGUAAAAUGUAUAAUGUUGGUAAAAUGUUGAUUACAGUCCAGAACACAUAUCAUUUGUGUUAUAUGUGAUGUGACAUGAACAUUUGAGUAAACUUCUUUGUGAGAAUACUAUAAA
Megalobrama amblycephala (Wuchang bream) is the source of this 3400-nucleotide messenger RNA. It is a transcript of the gene myot, whose product is annotated as myotilin. NCBI's taxonomy places the organism in Eukaryota, Metazoa, Chordata, Actinopteri, Cypriniformes, Xenocyprididae. Gene Ontology annotation, cellular component: plasma membrane; axon. Bases 299 to 2764 code for a protein of 821 amino acids. Gene Ontology annotation, biological process: dendrite self-avoidance; axon guidance; homophilic cell-cell adhesion. The record is from RefSeq and is a predicted model, not a curated record. The transcript has 17 exons. Gene Ontology annotation, molecular function: cell-cell adhesion mediator activity.